GCCAACCGGUAAGCAACCAUCGAAAGUUCCGUCGCAAUAAAAAUUGUGCUGCACGUGUUCGAAUUGUAGUAAAUCUACUCUCGGGUUUUUUUUUGUGAUUUAAGUAUAAGUUUUAAAAACCCAGCGACACCAUGCAGCACGACGACGUGGUUUGGUCCAUCAUUAACAAGUCCUUUUGCUCCCACAAAGUCAAAACUGACACUCGUACCUUCUGCCGCCAUGAGUACAAUCUCACUGGUCUGUGCACCCGUCGCACUUGUCCACUGGCCAAUUCGCAAUAUGCCACCGUCCGCGAGGAGAAAGGCAUCAUCUAUUUGUUCAUAAAAACCGCUGAGAGAGCUCACAUGCCCAGCAAACUGUGGGAGAGGAUCAAGCUGUCCCGUAACUUCGAGAAGGCCGUGCAACAAAUCAACGAAAACUUAGUUUUCUGGCCCAAAUACAUGAUUGCCAAAAACAAGCAGCGCUUCUUGAAGAUCACUCAAUACCUAAUGCGUAUGAGGCGUUUGAAGUUGCGCCGCCAGAAGCUGAUUGUGCCGCUGUCGACGAAGAUCGAACGGCGUGAGGCGCGUCGCGAGGAGAAGGCUCUGGUGGCCGCCAAGAUCGACAAUCACAUUGAGAAGGCGCUGAUGGAUCGCCUCAAGCACGGCACUUAUCGCGACAUCUACAACUUCUCACAGACCGCCUUUAACAAAGCUCUCGAGGCGGAACGCGUGGACGAGGACGAAGACGAGGAGGAGGAGGAGGAUGAGGAUGAGCAGGAAGUGGAGCGCGAAAUGGAGGUGGAUGACGCGGAUGAACGCGAAACCAAUUAUGUGGAGAGAUCCCUGCUCGAUGAGGAGUUCGUGGAGGCGGACACAGAUGAUGAGGAGCAGGAGGACGAGGAUGAGGAUACAGAGGAGGAGGACUACGAGAGCGAUUCCGGAAAGCGCGAGGAAGUCGAAGUGGGCAGCGACUUUGAACAGUCCGACGAGGAUGGUGAUCCAGAUGAUAUUGAGGACAUACAAGUGCCAUACAAGAGAUCCGCCAGCAAGGCGAAGAAGGUCAAGAAGUCACCGGCAACCACCAGUCGUCGCGGUCGCUCGAAACCGAAAUUGGAGCUGGAGUACGAAUAUGAGGUGGAGAAUGAGGCACAGCGGCAGAUGCGCCAUUAGCCAGGUCCACACACACUCAAUAUUCCCCGAUCCACCCAGCCUCGCUUAUUAGUUGUUAACGCUUAUUCUUAAGCCAACUAAAUGUGUAAAGCCGUUUAGAAGUAGUAUUUUAUAAAUGACGUUGAGAUACGAAACCGAA
Messenger RNA from Drosophila ficusphila, 1290 nucleotides. It is a transcript of the gene Rbm13, whose product is annotated as protein MAK16 homolog. Lineage: Eukaryota; Metazoa; Arthropoda; Insecta; Diptera; Drosophilidae. Gene Ontology annotation, cellular component: nucleolus; preribosome, large subunit precursor. Gene Ontology annotation, biological process: maturation of 5.8S rRNA; maturation of LSU-rRNA. The transcript has 4 exons. The record is from RefSeq and is a predicted model, not a curated record. Bases 132 to 1151 code for a protein of 339 amino acids.